Mauremys mutica (yellowpond turtle) is the source of this 1196-nucleotide messenger RNA. RefSeq names its product C-factor-like. The transcript is spliced from 6 exons. Lineage: Eukaryota; Metazoa; Chordata; Testudines; Geoemydidae. The coding region runs from base 74 to 859 and encodes 261 amino acids. The record is from RefSeq and is a predicted model, not a curated record.
ACACAGCCCAUAUUUAACUGAACUUCCAAAGAGAAGGAGACAGAGAGAGACUAGAGGCAGCUGCAAAAAGACCAUGGCAGGGUUUCAUGUCCGUAGUGUCCUGGUGACUGGAUCCAAUCGGGGAAUUGGCCUGGAGCUGAUCAAGCGUUUUAUUGGGAAACUGAACCCACCAGAAGUGAUCUUUGCCACCUGCCGGGACCCAGAGGGAGUGCGAGCGCAGGAACUAAAAAAUUUGGCUUCCAAGCACCCAAAUGUUGUGAUUCUGCAGCUAGAAGCUACAGACUCAGCGAGCAUCAAGAGCGCUGCAAAGAAAGCUGAGGCCCAUCUGGGAGGAACUGGCCUAAAUUUGCUGAUAAAUAAUGCUGGCAUUAUGCCACCAAGCACACUUGAGUCAGCCACUCCUGAAGAUAUGUUAAGCGUCUAUAACACAAACGUUGUUGGGCCACUGUUAGUGACCCAGGCGUUCCUGCCCUUGCUGAAGAAGGCUGCCCAGGGAAGCAACCAGAAAGGGAUGAGCUGCAGCAAGGCGGCCAUUGUCAACAUCUCCACUGUUCUGGGAUCCAUUGAGAAAACUCCUGAAACGUUCUCCUUCGUGCCAGUAGUCUCCUACCGCUGCAGCAAGGCGGCGCUGAACAUGCUCACAAAGUGCCAGUCGAUGGGAUACAAGCAAGACGGGAUCCUGUGCACUGCACUGCACCCGGGCUGGGUGAAAACCGAGCUGGGAAACUUUCAACCUAAUGUGCAGGCAGACCUGACGGUGGACGAGAGCGUGAGUGGGCUCAUGAAGGUGAUUUGUGACCUCUCUGAGAAACACCAUGGUAUCCUGGUGAGCUGGGAAGGAAAUACCCUGCCCUGGUGAGAACCCUGCAUGGAGGUGUGAAAGAAUCAAGCGGCAGCAUCUGCUGAGCACUCUGGCACCUUUCUGUGCAUCUGUCAUGAAUAUGGAUGAAUAAAAAUCACUCCCUUGUGUUGAGUCUCUCCUCAGUGGUGCUGUGGGGCAGGAUACAGCAAUGGGACACAAACCAAGGAACAGAAUUACUUUAAAAGAGCAAAUUCUUCACUUAGCGCCAGCAGUGCAGAGGGCCCCACCUCAGCAGGGCCGGCUUUAGGAAGUGCGGGGCCCAAUUCGAACAUUUUCGGUGGGGCCCCGGCAGGGAUGACUAAAAAAAAAAAGUUAAAAAAAGCCUUUCAUUUCU